AUGGGUUUUAUUUCAACUUUAAGUGUGGCAGUAGCUACUAUAUACCCAGUUCUUGCUUCAUGUAGAGCAUUUGAAGAUUAUACCAGAGUUACUAAUUCCCUUGCAUCUCAAAAUUUAAAAAUUGGUGGAUUCACUGUACCUUUGAAUUAUCUUUAUAAUAGAAAUUUAAGUGGAACUACAAAUUCUGAUCUCAAUGAUAAAUCGUCAUCAACAACAACAUCAUCAUCAUCAUCUUCCUCCAACAUUAGUAUCAAUGAUGAAAGAGCAUUACAAAUUCAUUUAAUUUCUAUUCAAAAAUGGUUUAUAUAUUGGAUUGUCAUUGCUAUAAUUUCUUUACUAGAAAAUAUUUUAUUUUUAAAAUAUAUUAUACCUGGUUAUUCAAUUUUUAGAUUAAUUUUUAAUAUUUGGUUAAUUAUCCCUAUGAUAUCAAUUAAACAAGAAGUUGAUGCCAAUUCAACUUUUGAUAAUACUAUUGAAUGGAAAAAAUUCACUUCUAAUGGAGCAGGAUUAUUAUAUUUUAGUUAUAUUAAACCAUUUAUUGAACAACAUAUUGAUUGUAUUAGGAAAUUUUCAAUUAAUCCAUUAAAUUUUAUCCUGAUUGAAAGAUUAAAAUAUUUGUUUAAUAAGAAUAAUCAAAUAUCACCAAAUGAAAGAAACAACAACAACAAUAAUACAACAACAACUAAUGGUAAUAACAAUACAGAUUAUUCAAAUGUUUUGGAUUCUUUUGUAAUGGUUAUGAAUAUGAAGAAUAAAUUUACAGGAGGGACAAAUAAUACCAGGGAUAUUAAUGAACUUGAUAAUAAAACUAAUAAUGCCGAUAAUGAAUUUGAUGUUGUUAAUGUUACUCCUGACACAGAUAGUACUCAAGUAAAUAAGAGGAAAGGUUUCUUUUGGUAA
Candida dubliniensis CD36 is the source of this 900-nucleotide messenger RNA. RefSeq lists its product as uncharacterized. The transcript has 2 exons. Bases 1 to 900 code for a protein of 299 amino acids. NCBI's taxonomy places the organism in Eukaryota, Fungi, Ascomycota, Pichiomycetes, Serinales, Debaryomycetaceae. The record is from RefSeq and is a predicted model, not a curated record.